Messenger RNA from Penicillium arizonense, 1956 nucleotides. RefSeq lists its product as uncharacterized. Gene Ontology annotation, biological process: ubiquinone biosynthetic process; regulation of DNA-templated transcription. Lineage: Eukaryota; Fungi; Ascomycota; Eurotiomycetes; Eurotiales; Aspergillaceae. Bases 1 to 1956 code for a protein of 651 amino acids. The record is from RefSeq and is a predicted model, not a curated record. Gene Ontology annotation, molecular function: zinc ion binding; DNA-binding transcription factor activity, RNA polymerase II-specific; FAD binding. The transcript is spliced from 8 exons. Gene Ontology annotation, cellular component: mitochondrion.
AUGGCAUCGAAAUCAAAAGAAAAGAAGCCCGGUCGUAUCACAAUUGCUUGUAAUGCGUGUCGGUCGCGGAAGCAGAAGUGCAGUGGAAAAAAAGGCCCAGAGAAGGGAUACGCAGAAGCACUGGAAAACCGACUCCAGCUCACAGAGAGCAUACUACUCAAUCUCCUUCCGCACGUCUCAGACGAGCAACUUGCCACAGCACUUCCUCCUAAAGAGGGCAGCCAAGAUCAUAGCACGCCCUACGUGCCAUUUCCAAGACUUGAAAAGAGAGGAAUAGAAUCUUGGUCACAGUUUCCUCUCGAUACUUCUCAUGGCAUCCGACGGUGGCAGCAUGCUUAUGCCGACCCCGAAAGGGCUGGUUGGGAUGGGCAUCAGGAUCUACCAAGUCCCAAGAGAAGACGAUUACAGAACGAGGGAUCCUCCACAUGCAAUAAUACUCUAGCUUCGGCUUCAAUCCCGACCUCGGGAAUUGGAGGUACAUUCAACGGAACAUUCUCUCCGCCAUCUCUCAACAUCUCCAACUCGAUCGAAGAAUACCCGACUCGACCAACCGAGGCAUAUGAAGGAAACAUCCCGUUGCAGACAAUAAGCUCGUGGAACGGGGCUCCUUCAUCUGAAUUCCAGCACGUGGUUGGUGACGCCAAAUCGUUUGUCUCGGACUUUUAUUGCUUCGGGGGUUCUGGAAGUGAAGUAUACAAACCAGCUUUGCUGCUAAAGGAUAUGGCGAUCGAAAAGGUCAUUGUCGUGGGCGCAGGGCCAUCAGGUCUAAUCCUCACCCUCCUCCUCUCCAAAAAAGGAAUAUCAGUAGAACUACUCGACGCUGGCACAGAACUAGACAAACAGCCACGCGCAGCCCACUACGCCUCAGCCGCCACCUACGAAUUAGAACGAGCAGGCGUGCUAGACGAUCUAAAGGAGCGUGGCUUUAGCCCAGAGGGCUUCGCAUUCCGGAAAUACGAUACCAGCUUCAUCGCCGGAAUCAAUCAUGCAUCAUUGCCCGAAGACUACCCAUACAAGAUGCAAGUCCUGCCCCUGGAUCAACUGGGACAACUUCUUUACGAACACAUCCAGCGCCAGCCAAAAGCAGUGGUGAAAUGGUCUCAUCGGGUCGUGAAAAUCGGCCAGGAUCAGGGUAAAGCGUGGGUGGAUGUUGAGACUACCAGUGGAACACGUAGAUCGCAGGCAGACUAUGUUAUCGGCUGUGAUGGGGCUAGCAGUACCGUUCGACGAGAGUUAUUUGGACCUGAGUAUCCUGGCGAAACACUGAAUGCUCAGAUCAUCGCUACAAAUGUAUACUACGACUUCGACCGCUACAACUACUGGGAUGCAAACUUCAUAGUCCACCCAACAAAAUACUACAUGGCCGCCCGCAUAACGAAAGAUGGCCUCUACCGAGUGACAUACGGCGAUAUGCCGGGUCUCAGUAGAGAACAGUACAUCGCGCGCCAGCCAGCUCGCUAUGAGGAGAUUUUACCGGGGAGUCCUAAACCUGGUGACUAUCGAAUCACGAAUAUCUCGCCUUAUAAAAUGCAGCAGAGGUGUGCGCCUGCUUUUCGGGUUGGGAGGGUUUUGCUUGCUGCUGAUGCGGCGCAUCUUUGUAAUCCUUUUGGUGGUCUUGGACUUACGGGUGGAAUCGCAGAUGUGGGAAACCUCUUCGAUGCACUUGUUGGUAUCCACGAGAAUCUUGCGGACGAUUCUAUUUUGGAUAAAUAUAGUGAAGUGCGGAUGCGUAUUUGGAGAGAUAUUAUCGAUCCUAUGUCACGAGAGAAUUUCCGAAGACUUUGGGAUCAGGAUCCUGAGAAGGCACUUGAGAAUGAUCAGUUCUUUCGGAUUUGUAAGGAAUCCGAGACGAACGAGGCACUUGCGAGGGAGUUGGCUUUGGGACUGGAUGUGCUCAGGUUCGAUAUGACGCAGUUCUAUAACAAAACGAACAACUCGGUUGAUUCUCGUGGGUAG